Hymenoscyphus albidus is the source of this 1914-nucleotide messenger RNA. The record is from the annotation of a GenBank genome assembly. Lineage: Eukaryota; Fungi; Ascomycota; Leotiomycetes; Helotiales; Helotiaceae.
AUGCAUCUCCCGUCGGUUUUGAAGUCCGCUUUAGGCUUACUUGUUACGACAAGUCAGGCCUGGGCCUUCUUUCGCCUCCCUUGUGCUGCGCCCAUCGUUAUCCAACGAGCAGAUCCAAUUGUCAACCCAGGACAGGUGCAGUUUUCUACAACUUUUAUGACUUGAACCACUAGCUAAUCGUCUUUAAGGUCUCUGGGCAUGUCCAUACGAUCGUGGGUGGAAAUGGAUUUGGGUUUCAGAUGGACUUUGCCGCUACUCAGCGCUCUACUUGCUCUUCGUGCCUUGUCAAGGAAGACCUGUCAAACUAUUGGGUUCCUGUAAGCUCUCAGAAAGUUCCGUUUUGCUUGUUGCUUUGUCACUUUCACAACUCACAACCCGCAACUCACUUCUCACUUCAUAAACAUGGCUGCUAAAUCUUCACUCGCUCUAGAUUCUCUACUUUAAAGGACCUGAUGGCAAGUUCACUGAGGUUACUCAGACUGGAGGGUAAGUCAUCCCCAACUCCAAACCCCUCACCCCAUCCUCUUUCUCGGGUCAUUGGAAGGGCCGAGAAUGAUUCACUUCUACCACGACUCUUUUGCCCUAAUCUUUUUCUUGGAUAUUUUGGAUAAACGCUGAAAUGGCAAUGCUGACGUCGAGAUUUGCUACAGCUUGACCGUCUAUUAUUUGUAAGGGAAACAUCUAACAAUUGGCACUAUGCAACUACUAAUCUGAGUGGUAGACAACGAACCGACCCAAGAGACCAAGAUUAUCCACAUAUGGUUGCCUUCCCAAAUGAGUUCCGCAUGCUUGCUGGAGACCCAUUUUUGCGAAGCUACAAUGCUAGUUCUCUCGCGCAACAAGCAAUCACCUGGGCAUGUCUAGGUACUUCAACUCCAGAAUCCGGUGGAAUGCCGAACAUCAAGUGUCCUGACGGACUUCGAGCUCAAGUAAGUCGCCUUCAAAACCUAUCCAAUAAUUCAAAGAAGUUAAAAAAACCAGGUCUUCUUCCCCUCUUGCUGGGAUGGAAAGAACGUCGAUACACCAGAUCACAAAUCUCACGUAGCCUAUCCAGAUGGCGUAACUGUGGGAUCCUGCCCUGCCUCACACCCGAAGAGAUUGAUUUCUAUCUUCUACGAAAUCAUCUUCAAUACACCAAACUUUCAAUGGAGUGGUGAUCAUCAUCCUUUCGUUCUUGCUCAAGGCGACCCAACAGGUUACGGCUUCCAUGGUGAUUUUGUCAACGGUUGGAAGGAAGGAGUUCUACAAAAAGCCAUCGACGACUGCAAUAUUGAGUCGGAUGUUAUCGAGGAGUGUAAACACUUCUCAUUCAUCACUAACCAAGUAGCUCAAUCUUGCCGAGUCCCUGCUUCUAUUGAUGAGCAAACUUCAGGGACUCUAGACAAGCUCCCAGGAUGCAACCCAGUCCAGCCAGGUCCCGACCCAGCAAAACCCCAAAGUGGUUGCGGUGCUCCAACAACGAUCGGAAAACCACAUUUCCCAUUCACCGACUUCACUGGCUCCAAGCACUUUGCAUAUACUGGUUGCGCUUUGGAUACCCCAGGACAAGCCCGAACUCUGCAAGGUGCUUCUUUGGAACGUGGUGAUAUGACAAUUGAUUCUUGUAUCGAUUUCUGCGUUCAGCAAGGCUUUGAUCUUGCGGGUGGUAUGUCCUCUUCAUUCAUCCUUCAGAUAAGUUGCUAACAUGUCAUAGUGGAAUAUGGAAAACAAUGCUUCUGCGGUCACCCUGGGGAUGUCGCCAAUGAUCGCAAGCCCGUUCCGGGACUACUUCGAGACUGCUCACAACCAUGUUCUGGAAACCCCAGUCAGGUAUGCGGUAACUUUGGACUUCUCUCGCUUUACCAGAAAUGCGGCUCGUCGGGCUGCCAGAAUGUUCAAUUGACAUUUCUUAACGGUUCUGCUCCAGGACACUAA